CCGCGGUGAGCAGCUGUUAAUACAGUAAAAGAAGACGGGGUGUAAACAGCCUGAGAAAAAGACAAAGCGCUGUGUGAGUUUGACUCACAUUUAAGACAAAGCUGAGUAAACGCUCCCACUAGUUAUGGUGCAUUAUUGCCCUGAUAUCACAGUUUAACUGGUGAGAAACAACUCAAACACAUCCAGGGGUUGUGUUUCUACAAAAUGGAGGAGGAGGAGGAAGCCCGGGCGAGUUACUGCAGGGAAAUGAUUCGUCGUGUCCGACUCCAGCAGCAGCAGCAGCUCGGCUCCCCGGGAGAGGAGGAGGAGGAGGAGGAGGAGAACAGGAGAGACGGACACGCAGGAGGCCACAGAAGGAGAGGCGGUGGAAGACAGGUUGUUGUAGCAGGGGGAGAGAUGGCAGAUUACACACAAAGUAACCUCCCUCUGUUGGACGGUACUAAAAGACACAGACAACAACCCUCCCUCGGCCUCGUGUGUCAAGGUCCCGAAGUUCGGUCCGUCCCCCUUCAACUCAUCUCAAUGCUGAGGCUCCAAACCUUCAAGGCGGAUGCGAGGCGGGCUGCGGAGGUGGAGCUCCAUGAUCCCGCUGUCUGCAGCGCCUGUGAGCAGGAACAGGCUUCUCUGGCCUUGACAACUUUUAUCUGGAGGAAGAAGACACAACUGCACAUGCAAACACUGAAGGGCAGACUAAACACACACUCGAGCUCCAGAGAUCGUGCCGGUUGGACGAGUUUGUGCAAAAAAAAUCUCCCAAAGCCAUCCAAUGCCCCUCACUGGAUUUGGGAGGGACUACUUGGUGAAGAUAUGCGGGUCACAGCAACCUGGGGUUACCGUAGCAACCAGCAAGGAACAUGGAGUUGCCCUGGCAACAGAUGAAAUGAGGGGUCACCCUGACAAAAGCGCUACAGGAACUCAUUUAGCAAGACCUCGCUGUCCUUUUCCAGACAGAUAGCUGCAGACAUGAUGGGCACAGUAUUAAUAUAAUAAAAGGAACAACGUA
Hippoglossus stenolepis (Pacific halibut) is the source of this 1003-nucleotide messenger RNA. RefSeq lists its product as uncharacterized. NCBI's taxonomy places the organism in Eukaryota, Metazoa, Chordata, Actinopteri, Pleuronectiformes, Pleuronectidae. Bases 205 to 879 code for a protein of 224 amino acids. The transcript is spliced from 3 exons. The record is from RefSeq and is a predicted model, not a curated record.